AUGUUCUCUCAAGCUUUCUUCAGACGAACGAGACUCCUUUUACGCUCUUUCCACGUCGCUAAGAAGUUCUCAAACCCUGAGCCAGAAGACAUUCUCUUUAGCGCUCUCUGUUUGAACCUAAGGCAAAGAAGAUGGAACACUCUUCACCAACUCUCCUCAACUCUCACUAACCCUUUGGUAAGCAGAGUCCUUCUCCAGUUUAGAACCUCUCCAAAGCUAGCUCUAGAGUUCCACAACUGGGUUCUAGAGAAUAAUAACAAUGUGGCUAACCUCUCCGAAGCAUCUUUUGUGAUGAUUCAUUUGCUGGUUGAGUCAAGAAAGUUCGAUGAGGCUUUGUUGAUAAUGUUGAGUCUUAUGGAAGGAGGAAAGUUGAGUCCUUUAGAUGUUUUGUCUGGUUUGGUUAGGAGUUUUCAAGUUUGUGGUUCGUGUCCUGAUGUGUUUGAUUCGUUGGUUAGAGCUUGUACGCAGAAGGGUGAUGUUGAGGGAGCUUGGGAUGUGAUUGAGCAGACGAGGGUAGAGGGGUUUAACGUCUCUGUUCACGCGUUGAAUAACUUUAUGGGUUGUUUAGUGAGUUUGAAUGAGAUUGAUUGGUUUUGGGAGGUUUACAAGGAGAUGGAUGGUUUGGGAUACGUUGAGAAUGUGAAUACUUUUAAUCUUGUUAUUUAUUCGUUUUGUAAGGAGUGUAAGUUGGUUGAAGCGUUGUCAGUGUUUUACAGGAUGUUGAAAAGUGGGGUUUGGCCUAAUGUUGUUAGCUUUAAUAUGAUGAUUGAUGGAGCUUGUAAGGUUGGAGAUAUGGUUUUGGCGUUGCAGCUCUUAGGGAAGAUGAGAGUUAUGUCUGGGGGCUUUGUCUCGCCUAAUGCUGUCACGUAUAAUACAGUUGUGAACGGGUUUUGCAAGGUGGGGAGAUUGGAUUUUGCGGAGAGAGUACGUGGUGAGAUGGUUAAGUCAGGUGUUGGUUGUGAUGAGAGAACCUAUGGAGCUUUGGUUGAUGCUUAUGGAAGAGGUGGACGUUCAGAUGAGGCUUUAAGGUUGUGUGAUGAGAUGACGAGUAAAGGACUUGUGGUGAACACUGUUAUCUGUAACUCUAUUGUUUAUUGGCUGUUUAUGGAAGGUGACAUGGAAGGAGCUAUGUUGGUGUUGAGUGAUAUGAUCAGUAAAGAGAUGGAGAUUGACCGGUUUACUCAGGCUAUUGUUAUCAAAGGUCUAUGUAGAAACGGGUAUGCAGAGGAAGCUGUUAAGUUCCAGAGAGGGAUUACAGAGAAGAAACUUGCGGAAGAUGUUGUUUGUUACAACACACUUAUGCACCAUUUUGUAAUUGAGAAGAAGCUGGCUUGUGGGGAUCAGAUUCUAGGGAGUAUGUUGGUUCGUGGUUUGAGUGUUGAUGAAGCUUCGUUUGGUACUUUGAUUGAUGGAUACUUAAAGGAAGGGAAGGUGGAGAAAGCUAUGGAUAUAUAUGAUGGUAUGAUAAAGAUGAAGAAGUUGCCGAAUCUUGUGAUAUACAAUUCGAUUGUGAAUGGAUUAAGCAAGCAAGGAUUGAGUGGUGCUGCUGAAGCAAUGGUGAACGCUAUGGAAAGGAAGGACGCUGUGACUUACAACACGCUGUUGAACGAGUCUCUCAAAAUUGGGAAUGUUGAAGAAGCUGUGAGUAUCUUAUCUAAAAUGCAGAACAAUGAAGGUUGGAAACUGGUUAGCUUGGUGACUUACAACAUCUUGAUCAAUCAUUUGUGCAAGUUUGGUUGUUACGAGAAAGCAAAGGAGGUUUUGAAGAUUAUGUUUGAAAGAGGCGUUGUUCCUGAUUCUAUAACAUAUGGAACUCUGAUUACAUGGUUAAGUAAGAAUCACGGUAGAGAAGAAGUUGUUGAGCUACAUGAUUACAUGGUUCUUAAUGGAGUUAGACCUCAUGAACAGAUUUACAAAUCUAUUGUUAGUCCUCUUCUUGAUGGAAUAAAAGAAAAAGAGCCAUAG
Eruca vesicaria subsp. sativa (arugula) is the source of this 1965-nucleotide messenger RNA. The record is from the annotation of a GenBank genome assembly. Lineage: Eukaryota; Viridiplantae; Streptophyta; Magnoliopsida; Brassicales; Brassicaceae.